AUGGAUACAAAUGAAAAAGAUAAUAAUUUGGUUUCUACUAUUAUUGCUGUGAUUAUAUUUUUUAUUUCAAUGAUUUUGGGUUGUUGUAUUUAUUGGAUUGUUAGAAGAUGUAGAACAGAAAAAAGUAGUUAUAAUCCCAAUGAAGAAUUAUUAAGAGGUGCUCAAUUAUACAAAAUGAAAAAUAGUGAAUUUUACGUCUAA
Molecule: messenger RNA, 201 nt
Organism: Strongyloides ratti
Lineage: Eukaryota; Metazoa; Nematoda; Chromadorea; Rhabditida; Strongyloididae
Exons: 1
Coding region: 1-201 (66 amino acids)
Source: RefSeq, a predicted model, not a curated record